Colletotrichum spaethianum is the source of this 1104-nucleotide messenger RNA. RefSeq lists its product as uncharacterized. The record is from RefSeq and is a predicted model, not a curated record. The transcript is spliced from 2 exons. Bases 1 to 1104 code for a protein of 367 amino acids. NCBI's taxonomy places the organism in Eukaryota, Fungi, Ascomycota, Sordariomycetes, Glomerellales, Glomerellaceae.
AUGGCUUCCAUCCACAGCAACGCGAGCUGGAGUCUGGAUUUCGAAGGCCCAGCCCUCCAGUGCUCUGCUUUGGGUGCAGAUGACGAGCUACGCAUCAACGUUACCGAAUCAGCAGCCGAACUUUGUUGGGGUUCUGGUUAUUGCUACCAGUACAUGUACUGGAUGCCGGGAUCAACCAUAGAUCUUUCACCCUUCCAGCCGGAUAUGAACGGAUCCACCAGGGACGAUAUUCAUGGGCCUCGGGAUGCCCCGAUCUCUUUAUACGUUGCCGUAAAGAACGGGCAGUUUACUUACCCCGACUUUGUUUUCGAUUCGUUCACGAGAUGCAUCUUGUACAGCGCCUCGUACCAUAGCGAGUUCAAUUAUCGAUCCGGAGUCCAGGACAUUAAGACCGUAACGACAUUGAACAAGCCAAACGACCCUUGGUUCCCGACCAUAGCUUCCAUGUCGAGUUUUGAAGACAUAACGAGGUUCAGAAACGGCGUUGGCGUCCCCUUCCAAGCGGUCACGAAUGCGUUCUCCUCCAUGCUGGUUGGAAGCGUACAUAUUUAUCGUGGUGCUCAGGGAGCCCCGCAAGUCAUUCAGACACAGGUGGGCAUGACAACUCUGGCAAAAGAUUUGGGGUUCUUUGAAAACCAGACCAGCAAUCAACCAGAAGGCGGUCACGAAAUUCCCACGUUCCUGGAGGAAAUGUUUCGCAACAUCACCUUGAGUCUAAUGUCGCAAGCCGAACUGAAUCCAGCCGAGCCGAUCCAAGCCGACAUCGAGACGCACGCGUACCAGAAUAUCUACAUUUACUCGGCCACUGCCCUGUGGAUAGCCUACGGGGUCGCCAUGGGAAUCACUUUCUUGUCCAUUACGAUCGGGACGUGGGCUGUAGCCGCCGCAGGCUCUUCGUAUAGUAGCAAGUUCUCGACGAUCCUGCGCCUUGCCUUCAACGUCCACCUGUCCGAGUAUCUCGAGCUUCGGGACACUGGCGGGGAAGACCCGCUACCGGAUCGGCUGGAAAACACAAUUGUUGUCUUUCCCUCGCGGAAUGUAAAGGGCGGGGAAGGGAGAGGCUCACUGUUGGGUAAUAAUGAAGAGGGGCCAUCAGAGCUUUAG